Balaenoptera musculus (blue whale) is the source of this 4586-nucleotide messenger RNA. RefSeq names its product ribosomal RNA processing 12 homolog (gene RRP12). NCBI's taxonomy places the organism in Eukaryota, Metazoa, Chordata, Mammalia, Artiodactyla, Balaenopteridae. The transcript has 34 exons. Bases 95 to 3988 code for a protein of 1297 amino acids. The record is from RefSeq and is a predicted model, not a curated record.
GGAAGUGGAGCGGGCUGCGAACCCACGUGGGUCCUGCGUGUGUUUCUAGGUCCUUGGAACCCGGUCCUUUAAACUCACCCCCGGCUUAGUAGACAUGGGUCGUUCGGGGAAGUUGCCCUCCGGGGUCUCGGCCAAGUUGAAACGCUGGAAGAAAGGCCACAGCAGCGACAGCAACCCGGCCAUCUCCCGCCACCGCCAGGCUGCCCGCAGCCGCUUCUUCAGCCGGCCCUCAGGAAAGAGCGACUUGACAGUUGAUGCGGUAAAGUUGCAUAAUGAACUGCAGUCAGGAUCCCUGCUUCUGGGUAAAAGCGAAGCCCCUGAGACUGCCAUGGAAGAGGAAGAGGUGGCUCCAGCUCUCACCGAGAAGUCCUCGGGCACCUUCCUGAGCGGCCUCUCCGACUGCACAAACGUCACCUUCAGCAAAGUGCAGCGCUUCUGGGAGUCCAGCUCGGCUGCCCACAAGGAGAUCUGUGCUGUCUUGGCUGCUGUCACCGAGGUGAUACGCUCCCAGGGUGGGAAGGAGACAGAGACUGAGUACUUUGCUGCCCUGAUGACAACAAUGGAAGCGGUGGAGUCCGCGGAGUCUCUGGCCGCUGUUGCUUACCUGCUGAACCUCGUCCUGAAGCGCGUGCCCAGCCCUGUGCUCAUUAAGAAGUUCUCUGAUACCUCCAAAGCCUUCAUGGAUAUCAUGUCAGCCCAGGCCAGCAGUGGCUCCACCUCUGCCCUCCGAUGGGUCCUCUCCUGCCUGGCCACCCUUCUGCGGAAGCAGGACCUGGAGGCCUGGAGCUACCCCGUGACCCUGCAGGUGUACCAUGGGCUGCUGAGCUUCACUGUGCACACCAAGCCCAAGAUCCGGAAGGCUGCCCAGCAUGGAGUGUGCUCCGUCCUCAAGGGCAGUGAAUUCAUGUUUGGUGAAAAGGCCCCUGCCCAUCACCCUGCUUCCAUGUCCACCGCCAAGUUCUGCAUCCAGGAGAUCGAGAAGUCUGGAGGCUCCAAGGAGGCCACCACCACGCUGCACAUGCUGACCCUGCUGAAGGACCUGCUGCCCUGCUUCCCGGAUGGCCUGGUGAAGAGCUGCAGUGAGACUCUCCUCCGGGUCAUGACCUUGAGCCACGUGCUGGUGACAGCCUGUGCCAUGCAGGCCUUUCACAGCCUCUUCCAUGCCAAGCCCAGCCCGGGUACCCUGCCAGCAGAGCUCAACGCCCAGAUCAUCACGGCCUUGUAUGACUACGUUCCCAGCGAGAAUGACUUACAACCCCUGCUGGCCUGGCUGAAAGUCAUGGAGAAAGCCCACAUCAACCUGGUUAGGCGGCAUCGGGACCUGGGGCUGGGCCACCUCCCUCGCUUUUUUGGAACUGCAACGACCUGCCUCCUCUCCCCCCACUCGCAGGUGGUGACAGCUGCCACCCAGUGCCUUCAGGAGAUCCUGAAGGAGUGUGUCGCUCCCCACAUGGCUGACAUCGGCUCCGUGACCUCCUCGGCCUCAGGCCCUGCCCAGUAUGUCGCCAAGAUGUUCAGGGCAGUGGAGGAGGGCCUGACGUACAGAUUCCACGCAUCAUGGAGCUCCGUGCUGCAGCUGCUGUGUGUCUUCUUCGAGGCGUGUGGGAGACAGGCCCAUCCUGUGAUGAGGAAGUGCCUCCAGUCCCUGUGUGACCUGCGCCUCUCCCCCUACUCCCCCCACGCGGCAGCUGUGGACCGCGCAGUGGGCGCUGCCGUGGCCAGCAUGGGCCCCGAGGUGGUUUUAGAGGCUGUGCCUUUGGAAAUUGAUGGCUCUGAGGAGACUCUGGAUUUCCCCCGGAGCUGGUUGCUGCCCGUCGUCCGAGACCACGUCCGGGAAACUCGACUUGGUUUCUUCACCGCUUACUUCCUACCUCUGGCUACCACCCUGAAGAGGAAAGCAAUGGACCUGGCCCAGGCAGGCAGCACAGUGGAGUCCAAGAUCUACGACACGCUCCAGUGGCAGAUCUGGACCCUCCUGCCUGGGUUCUGCACGAGGCCCACGGACGUGGCCACCGCCUUCAAAGGGCUGGCGCGGACGCUGGGCACGGCCAUCAGCGAGCGCCCAGACCUGAGGGUCACUGUGUGCCAGGCCCUGCGCACCCUCAUCACCAAGGGCUGUGAGGCGGAGGCUGACCGUGCUGAAGUGAGCCGCUUUGCAAAGAACUUUCUGCCGAUCCUGUUCAACCUGUACGGGCAGCCCGUUGCAGCUGGAGACACCCCAGCCCCUCGCCGGGCCGUGCUGGAAACCAUCAAAACUUACCUCACCAUUACUGAGCCUCAGUUGGCGAAUGGUUUCCUGGAAAAAGCCAGUGAGAAGGUGCUGGACCCUGCUAGCUCUGACUUCACCAGAUUGUCCGUCCUGGACCUGGUCGUGGCCUUGGCUCCCCACGCUGAUGAAGCCGCCAUCAGCCAGCUGUACUCCACCAUCCGGCCCUACCUAGAGAGCAAGGCCCAUGGGGUACAGAAGAAGGCCUACCGCGUGCUGGAGGAGGUGUGCGCCAGCCCCCAGGGCCCUGGCGCCCGCUUCGUGCAGAGCCACCUGGACGACCUGAAGAAGACCCUUCUGGACUCGCUACGGAGCACCUCCUCGCCCGCCAAGAGGCCGCGUUUGAAGUGCCUCAUACAUAUCGUGAGGAAGCUCUCAGCCGAGCACGAGGAGUUCAUCAGUGCCCUCGUCCCGGAGGUGAUCCUCUGCACCAAGGAGGUGUCGGUGGGAGCUCGGAAGAAUGCUUUUGCGCUGCUGGUGGAGAUGGGCCACGCCUUCCUUCGGUUUGGGCCAAACCCGGCAGAGGCCCUGCAGCGCUACCUCGUCCUGAUCUACCCUGGUCUCGUGGGCGCUGUGACCAUGGUCAGCUGCAGUAUCCUGGCCCUGACCCACCUCCUUUUCCAGUUUAAAGGUCUGAUGGGGACCAGCACGAUGGAGCAGCUGCUGGAGAAUGUGUGCCUGCUCCUGGCCUCCCGUACCCGCGAUGUGGUCAGAUCAGCACUGGGCUUCAUCAAGGUGGCAGUGGUCGUCAUGGACGUGGCACAUCUGGCCAAGCACGUGCAGCUGGUGAUGGGAGCCAUCGGGAAGCUCUCGGACGACAUGCGGCGGCACUUCCGCAUGAAGCUUCGGAACCUGUUCACCAAGUUCAUCCGCAAGUUCGGGUUCGAGCUGGUGAGGAAGCUCCUGCCAGAGGAAUACCAGAAAGUCCUGGUAAACAUCCGGAAAGCAGAGGCCCGGGCCAAGAAACACCGGGCCCUGAACCAGGCCGCCGUGGAAGAGGAGGAGGAGGAGGAGGAGGAGGAGCCCGUCCAGGGCAAAGGCGACAGCAUCGAGGAGAUCUUGGCUGACUCAGAGGAUGAGGAGGACGAGGAGGAGGAGAGGAGCCGGGGCAAGGAGCAGCAGAGGCUGGCCCGCCACAGGAGCCGAGCGUGGCUGAAGGAGGGUGGCGGGGACGAGCCCCUCAACUUCUUGGACCCCAAGGUGGCCCAGCGAGUCCUGGCCACCCAGCCUGGGCCGGGUCGGGGCAAGAAGAAGGACCACGGCUUCAAGGUGAGCGCCGACGGCCGGCUGAUCAUCCGUGAGGAGGAGGAUGACAACGCCAAGCUGGAGGAAGAGGAAGGCGCUAAAGGGGAGGAUGAAGAGAUGGCUGACCUGAUGGAAGACGUGGGCGUCAGGAGUAAAAAGCACCAGAAGCUCAAGCAGAAAGAGGCUGACGAUGAGGAGCUGGAGAUGCCCCCUCAGUACCAAGCGGGAGGCUCUGGCAUCCAUCGCCCUGUGGCCAAGAAGGCUACCCCCGGGGCUGAAUACAAGGCCAAGAAAGCAAAGGGUGACGUGAAGAAGAAAGGUCGGCUCGAGCCCUAUGCCUACAUCCCCCUCAGUAAAACCAAGCUCAACCGCAGGAAGAAGGUGAAGCUGCAGGGACAGUUCAAAGGCCUGGUGAGAGCUGCCCAGCGGGGCUCCCAGGUGGGACACAAGCUCCGCAGAAAGGAUCAACGGCCCUGAGCCCCGGGAACCCCCGGGCUGCUCUGUGGUCCAGCUGGAGGCCCCUUUUUAGCCCCCAAGCUGCCGUGACGCCAGCUCCAGAUGCAGCAGUCAGUGAGAGAGCCUGGACUCAGAAUGACUUGUUGGAACCAGGACUGGUUCCCAGAGGUGCCCUGGAUUUUGGAAGCUCCAAAUGGGAGUCACCCUUUAGAGAUGUCCCUGGGGCCUGGAGAUGGGAAUGUGGCCUCAGUGCCUCUGAGUAGGCUAGUGAGGCGGCUGUGCUUUCUAUCCAGAGUGUUUGCGUGCAACAGAAUAGACGGUCUUCCUUUCCUCUAGCUGCCUGUAGCCACGUGGCACUCUGCCUGGCUGCAGUCUGGCUGUGUGAGAUUUGCUGUGAUCAGACAUAGAAUAAAGAUGCAACACCAUGUGUUGUACCUAGAAACACUGUGUUUUAUCACCUGCCCCCCUCAGGUACAAGAACAGUGUCUGGUCAUUGGCAACAGUGGCUUGACCACUUCCUCUCCUGUCCCAUCAUGCUGUCGGGGGCGCGUAGCAUAAUAGCCCUGGGUCAGGCUUUGGAUCUUGCCCUUUGUAUCUUUUUUUUUAACAUCUUUAUUGG